Messenger RNA from Prorocentrum cordatum, 2922 nucleotides. Lineage: Eukaryota; Dinophyceae; Prorocentrales; Prorocentraceae. The record is from the annotation of a GenBank genome assembly.
AGGUGGCCAGCGACGGGGGCGUCGCAGACAUCCAUGGGCGAGCUCCUGGAGGCCAGGUGCGGCGAGUGCGGGCCCGCGCACCUGGCGCUGCUGCUGCACGGCCUGGCCAAGGCACGGGCCCAGCCGCCGCCCUUUGCCUGGCGCCUUCUUGCGCAGCGGGCGCGGGCGUCUGAGCUCGACCCCGCCAACGCGGUGCGCGCCGUGCUGGCCGCGGCGAAGGCGGACUGGUGCGACGGGGCCGUGAGGAUCGGCGAGACAUGUCGCACAGCUUGGACGACCUUUGUGAGGAGGCGGUGUGCUCCCUCGCAUACGCGAGCCUGCACCCGUAUUAUCAGGGACGCCUGGGUUGACGCGGUUGCUGCAGCACGUGCGCACAGCCGCGCCAUCGGCACCGCGUCCUUUGCGCUCCAGGUCCGCACGGCGCUCUCGGCGCUUCGCCUGCUCGCGGGCCCGCGCGCGCUCUCGGGCGAGGGCGCUGCGCCGGGCACGCUUUCCGCGCUGGCCGCGCUGGAGGCGGAGACCCGCGUGCAGCCCCGCUGGGUGCAGGGCCCUGGGCGCCGCUCCGAGCUGCAGCUCGAGGUGCAGCAGGCAGCGCUGGAGCUCUGCCGGCGGGGCGGCGGCGCGGCCGAGCUCCGCUGGGAGGUGUGCGCGUGGCCUCUGUCCAUCGACAUAGUCCUUUGUGGCGUCGCGGGGGGGAAAAGGUGCAGCCAGUGCCAGACGUGCGAGUGGAAUGCGGUGUUACUCCGCCGCCAACUGGCACGCAACAAGUGCGGCAACACAGUCGAGUUGUACCGUGGCAGGAAACGAGGAGCACGCUUCUCGUCGUUCGAGAGCGAUGACGAGCACUUCUACGACGCUACGAGCGACAGCGAGGGCGAGAGCGUGCAGCCGCCCCGCAAGCCGCUACCGCCUGGCAUCCUCAAGAAGGGCACUACAGGUGGCGGCAAGGGGAGCAAGGGCGCGUUUGUCCGUGGGUUGUCGCGGCAGGCGCUGGAGGCAGCCAAGGACAACGAUGAGCUGAAGCGGGGUCCUGCCGCGGGCAGUGGGGCGCAGCCCACCGCCGCUGCUCCUGGGCCUGCGCCCCCUGGGAGCAACGGCGCGCCUGGGGCCAGGGCCGAGGGCGGCAGGAUUCGCAAGGAGGCUCUCAAGGCUGAGGCCGGCAGGCUGUCGGGAGCAAAGUUCAAGGCGGCGGAGCUGAGGGGGGCAUCGGGGGACAGUGGCGCGAUCUACGAUGCCAAUGUCACCAGCAUGACGGACAAAGCAUGGCAACUCAUAUCGCAGCAGGGCUACGCCAUCGCGGUCAUUGUGUUGCACGCUUCCCCGAGGAUUGGUAUUUCAGGGCGCAAUCGCGUGAGGUUGUGCAGAUUGGGUGGUAUCCUGAGCUCAACGCAUAUGCCGCGGGAGUGCAUCGGGGACUACAACACGCGGCCAGAGGCGGUGGCCAAGCCCAAAUUCCUGGAGCAAGUCGGAGGUGACGUCGUGGGCACCUGCGCCACAAAGUACGGGGACGACAGCAUUCUUGAUUACGUCGUAAUGAGUUCGUCGGCUGUCUCAUUCGCGAAGCAGGUGGUCCCAAUCAGGGAUGUGACGCGGUGGCCCCAGAUAGGCUUAGCCAACGCCCUGCGCGCGUCGGGCCAGCAAACGCAGACUCGUGAGCCCGAGUUCCCAGGGCGCUUACCUCAGACCCUGAAGCCUCGUUUGGAUCAUGCCGCUGGCUCCAAAUCGGGCGCCACUAGAACUAAACUGAUAGCUGCGCGGCAUCCCGCCCAUGAGAGGCGAAUCGGAUUUUCUGAAAAGCAGUUUGGGGACUGCCUCCAGGUUCACUUGGGACCUCGGGACCCUGCUGGUCAGCUGCGCCAGAGGGAGCCCGAGGAGGACCUGGAUCCCAAGUUUCUGUUUCACUCCGAGUGCGAAGUGGACCCCAGGGCCAACGUGUUCAAUUUCUGUAGCGAUGUGCAGCUGCCGCGCACUCUCGAGCCUCUGGAAGAACCAUUGGGCAAGGCCCCCCUGGAGCUCCAGCAGGUUCGCCGCGCGCCCGGCUCGGACACGGGCACGCGCAGCGUCGGGAGGCCGCCCAAUGGCAACGCGAGUAUCAACCCAGGUAAGGAGCUGCCCCGCGACCAGUGGAUCAGCACCCUCAAGUGCCCGCUGACGGCGGCGACCCCAGUCUUGGAAUCGUUUGUUGAAAGCGCGAAGAAGCAGCAGGCUCACGCGCAGAGAUCGGCGGCCACCCGCGAGGAAGCUCACUGGGACCCGGCGCCGGCAAUUUCGGCCGAGCAGGUGUAUCGGAGCGCGGGGGAUCCGAUAGCCAAGGUUGGACUUGGUGUGGACACGAUGGGCACAGCAGAGAUUCAGAAUUGCCACAUGGAGCGCGUGGUCCAGGCGCUGGCCCACAUCAGCACGGCGGUGCGCUUCUGGCUGAGGGGCCCCGCCCCACUCCGAGGGUUGGAGGCGCCCAUGCAAUCGCACGACGACCAGUGGGAACUCGGUGGGACCAAUGAGCUGGUUCAGGACGUCUUCGGCAACGGAACGGCGGCAGUGUCGAUCGAGACCUUCGGGGAUGCAAGUGGAGGAAUUGCCUCGGCCAUGACAAGGCUGAGGAGGGUCUGUGUUGUGAUUGUUUACACUGAUACGAUCAGACCAGAGCUGUUCAUCUCUGGCGCGGUCUUUGGCUUGUUUUUGGGCGACCGCCAGGGGGCGCCGCGAGGUACCGACACGGAUCGGUGCCAGAAGUUAGGAAUUAUUUUGCUGGAGCGAGAGUAUUGUGAGAUUGUGGUUUUCCGGACAAGUUCGCGCUUGGGCCCCGUGGAGACGUUUGACGGAAACGACAUUCGCACGCUCGUCAUCGGCAACGCGUUGGCAGACGAGUUCGCGGGUUUGCCGCGGAGAGGGCCGUCGCAGAUGAGGCGAUACGCUCGCUGA